Musa acuminata subsp. malaccensis (wild Malaysian banana) is the source of this 1270-nucleotide messenger RNA. RefSeq names its product riboflavin synthase. Gene Ontology annotation, biological process: riboflavin biosynthetic process. Gene Ontology annotation, molecular function: riboflavin synthase activity. The record is from RefSeq and is a predicted model, not a curated record. Lineage: Eukaryota; Viridiplantae; Streptophyta; Magnoliopsida; Zingiberales; Musaceae.
CACAAGUCUCCAGCAGAGCAAACGGACCCUAUCGCCGUCCCCAAUUUUCGCCGCCUUGCAUUUUGCUGCCCUCGAAUCGUCGAACAGAACAAUGGCGGCGUCGUCUGCCUCCGCCCGCCUCCAUCUUCCCCUCGCCAGGCUCGAACCCUCUCUUCUUCGUCCUCCCCCGACGAGCGCUUGCAAUUGCUACUUCUCCGUCUCCUACUCGCUCUCUCUUAAACCCUCGUCGUCGUCCAUCUUUCUCAAACCCCUCCUCCUUCCCCGAUCCCUUCGCUCCAAGCCCCUCAAGAGCCGGGCCCCUAGAUCUAGCGCCUUCACGUGCCUCUUCACCGGCAUCGUGGAGGAGAUGGGCCACGUCGAGCGCCUCGGCCCCUCCGGGGACGAUGACGGCGGCAUCGAGAUGCGCAUCGCCGCGAGUACCGUCCUCGAAGGCGUCCAGCUCGGUGACAGUAUCGCCGUCAACGGCACCUGCCUCACCGUGUCCCACUUCGACCCCGGCGCCUCCACCUUCACCGUCGGCCUCUCGCCGGAGACCCUCCGCCGGACCGCCCUCGGUGAGGUCGGCCUCGGGUCCCCCGUCAACCUCGAGCGCUCCCUGCAGCCGAUAUCGCGGAUGGGCGGCCACAUCGUGCAGGGCCACGUCGACGGCACCGGCGAGAUCGCGUCCUUCGUGCCCGAGGGGGACUCGCUGUGGGUGAAAGUGCGGGCCACGCCGGAGCUGCUGCGCUACGUCGUGCCCAAGGGGUUCAUCGCGGUGGACGGGACGAGCCUGACGGUGGUGAAGGUGUACGAGGAGGAGGGGUGCUUCGACUUCAUGUUGGUGGCCUACACACAGCAGAAGGUGGUGAUCCCGCUGAAGAAGGUCGGGGAUAAGGUGAACUUGGAGGUAGAUAUACUCGGCAAGUACGUCGAGAAGCUUCUUAGAGGCAGAUUCGAUGAUCAUUCCGCUGCUAUUACUUCUUGAUAGGAAACGGGAGGAGUUCAAAGGCAAGAGGCAUCAACAUAAGCAAGCGUCCAACCCGAACAUUUUAACAAGUGUGAGACUAAUGCUGCCGAUCUUUACCAAGGAUAGUUUCACAAGACGACACUACUACCUUCUAUGAGGAACAUGAUUGAUUUAUGACUAUUACUUGUUCUUGAACACGAUAUUAUGCUUCUGUCAUUCUAUAGUCUAACAAUGUAUGCUAUGCCUGUUGUGGUUCUUCAAAACUGGGUUUUGUCUGUCUUCUCUUCUUUGAACUUUUAUUACAACUAUACAUAAAGCUUCACG